AUGCUGGAUCAGACUGUUAUAGACAAAUUGGAGGAGGAUUAUAAGUCCCUUGAUAAUGCGUUGAUCUCGGCAAUCGCGAGCGAAUAUGAUAGCGAGACCGAUGCAAGAGAAGUGUUAAACAGUCUCCAUCUCGAGGCAAUUGCCAAUGAUGUCGACUGGUCGACUUUUGAAAAUUCGACCAAGGAAGCUAUUGCUGCUCUACAACUCGAAGAAAGCUCGCCGGAUACCACAGAUAAGCAAUUGGAGGAUGUUGACGACGAACUUACAGACGACCUACGUUUCUUGAGACAGUCAUUCCCGAACAUACCUUUAGCAUCUAUUAAACACAAGUACAGAGUCAAUAAUGGAGACCUCGACAAGGUGACUGACUUAUUACUCAACCAAUCUUUAAUUGAUGAAGAGCUUACUGAGCAGGACAGAUAUUUACAAGCAUUUCCAGGUAAAUCUCGGCGCAGUCAAACUUCUUCAUCGAAUAAAGAAUUGAAAAGAGCUGAAGAAACCAAGCCCUCUAACAUCAAGACGCUUAGAUCGUUGUUAGGAGUAUCGGAAGAAAAUGCCACAAAGUUGCUAGAUGAAAAUGAUGGUUCGCUCAUGAAAAGUUUCAUUAUUGCAAACUCCAACGCAACUCCAGCGCCUGCUGUUAAACAGAUUGCUCCAUCUCAGACAUAUAAUCAGGUAGCAUCACGGCUCAACAAGAAUUCCAUCAAUUACGAGAAUAGUGGGUACAGGGCAGGUGACGUUAAAAUAUUAAGAGAAGAGGCGGAAUCAGCUUAUGAAAGGCGGCAAGAAUCCAUGGAAAAGGCAAGAGAAAUGUAUCAAAAAUCCAAAUCAAAUCCUCUUUAUAGAAGUGCCGCGGGAUAUUACGCUGGUGUGGCUUCGCAACAUGGUCAAAACGGCCACCAAGCAAUGGACAGUAUGUUCCGGACAAUGAUAGAGAGCAAGAGCUCAUCCUAUGUCAUUGAUUUUCAUGGGGUGCCAAUGCAUGUGGCCCUUGAAGUAGCUACUGAAAAGUUGCGAGACUGGUGGGCACAUGAGUCAAAAGCCCAAAGCAUUUCCUCGCUAAGACUCAUUACUGGUGCUGGUCGCCAUAGUAGUGCGGGUAUUCCCAAAAUCAAAAAUGCUAUCCGAAAGCUUUUGCGAGAGCAGGAUUGGCGUUAUGAAGAAGGUAUAUCCUAUUUUGAUGUAAUUGGCUGUAAAUAG
Messenger RNA from Sugiyamaella lignohabitans, 1200 nucleotides. Its product is annotated as SMR domain protein. Lineage: Eukaryota; Fungi; Ascomycota; Dipodascomycetes; Dipodascales; Trichomonascaceae. The record is from RefSeq and is a predicted model, not a curated record. The transcript has a single exon. Bases 1 to 1200 code for a protein of 399 amino acids.